This is a messenger RNA of Diversispora eburnea, 480 nucleotides long. The record is from the annotation of a GenBank genome assembly. NCBI's taxonomy places the organism in Eukaryota, Fungi, Glomeromycota, Glomeromycetes, Diversisporales, Diversisporaceae.
AUGACAAAUCUGAAGGAGGGGAAUCCUUCAGCAUAUUAUAUAAUUGCGCGUAAAGUAGUUGGUCUAGCUACUGUUUGCUUAAUUAUACAAUUGUCUUUUGAGGGUCUAUUCUUGGGCACACUCUUCCGGGUCGAUUGCACUAAUUCUGAUUUUACGGAAUGUAAAACCAAAAUCGAUUUGGAACUGCAAUCUAAUGGACUCUCAAAUACGGCACCUUCAUGUGCUGCAAUGGCACUUGGGGUCGUAGCCCUGUCAGGAAUAAUGAUGCUACUUGAGAAUAGAUACCAACUUAUGCCAAAUGACCAACAACCUUUAAUUAGGUUUUCUCAAGGAUGGAAUUUUGCGGGAAUGAUUGUAAUAAUGCAAAAUUUGCAAACUUAUAAACUUACUAUCAAUUAUGCUUUGGAGGGAACCUUCUGUGACGUUACUUGGUAUAAUGGAACUGGAAAAAAUCAGAUUGGUGAGGAUUAUCCUGGAUGA